UCGGCGGGUUUGCCGUGUAUUUUGUUUUCCAAGGGCGCCAAAUCUGACAAAUGUCUCAGAGUUCCUCUUCGUUUUAAAAGAGUGUUAUGAAUAUUCCAGAAUCAACAACUCAGAACUACCGAGCUGAUGUUUUUCAAUUUUGUGCUCAUUUGGCUCGGUAGCAGGUAGCCUGUUAUUGAAGAGGAAAACCGGGGAAAAACAGGAUGGACCUAGAAGGCGUGCCGCUGCACUCCCUGUGCAUGCUGGCGCCGCCCCUGCGCGUGAUGUCGGCCGCCAUGUGGAGGGUGAUGGUGCGGCGGGACGUGGCUCAGUACGGCCGAGUGGCGGACUUCAUCACGUCCCUCUGGGAGGACAUGCCCGGCCUGCUAGCCUUCAGACACUACGCCAAGCUCGCGCUAGGCCUCAGGUCUCGGCUCAUGUUGGAGUUAUGCCGUGGUCCUGAGGCCCCGGACUCCAAAGUCAUCCUUGCGCACCUUGACAGGGUUCUGACACUGAUGAAAGAGGCCACUAAGAAACCAAGGAGGGACGUAAAGGUGGAAAUGGCUAUCAGGAAUUUCGAGAACCUGGCCCUGUUCCUGUUGGAUAACCCAGCCGAGAGGGAGCUGUUUUUUCAGGAAGAUUUUCCGGAGCAGUAUGGUCCUCAGUUUGACAAGGCCCUGGAGAAAACCAUGUGGGAGUUCUUGACUCGCCUGGAUCAGCUGUUGCCCGUUCCAGAUUUGGCACAAACGGUGGAGUGGUUAGCGGACACCCCUGUUUUCCUGGAUGACUGUGCCAAACCUCAGCUCCUGAAAAGCUUGCUGCAGCACGAGAAAAGUCUCGGCCACACAGAUUCACCUGCAGCAUGUCUGCUGUCCACCACCGGCGAUGCCGUCCUCUCCUCCCUGUCUCUCCCGCCCUCCGGCCGACCACUGCCUGAGACUCGUCAGCCAGGCUCUGGCCAAACCUCCUCUUCCUCCUCCUCAGGGAGGGGCACCGGGGCUACUAGUGGUGUUCGACAGUCUCCGGCAAGACCAAGGCCGAGGAGUUGGAGACAAACGGGUGGACCACCCAUCGCUCCAGUCAUCGGGUCCAUCUCCAUGCAGGAUAUUGAGUCAGCGGUCAGUGGUGCCCAGGUGGUGGUGGUGGAGGAGGAGAAGGAAAGGAAGAGAGAGAGUGGAAGAAAGCUGCAUUCUGGGUCGCCCGUCAUGCCAGUGACGUGCACCAUCUCUCCGCGGGACAUCCAGUCAGCUGGUGCCCGGGAGGAGGACGAGAGGGAGGAGAGGGAGGGUGGAAGAAGAACUGCUCCAACUGGGGUCACUUUACAAAGUGAUGAGGAGGAGGAAAUUGGUGGUGCCAAAGCAGGGUGCCAAACGUUCACCCAGAUCAAACCAAAAUCUCACUCGGCGAAGGGUGCUUCAAUGGCUUCUGGUGUGGAAGAGACCAGACCUUCACCAUCACCCCCACCACCACCACCCGUCCAAACAGAGGACCAGCUAGCCGUAGUCACGGGCACAGAGGCUAAACAACACAGGAAGAGAGGAAGGCCAAAGAAGGCGGCCUCACUUCAAGGGGUGGAAGACGCUGUGAGAGAGGAGGCUAAACCACUCAAGAGGAGAGGAAGGCCAAGGAAGUCAGAUGCACUACAAGGACAUGAAUUGAGGAAUAAGAGUGAUGAGAGAAAAAAAGAGGUGGUGGGGAGAAGAAAGAGCCAGAGACAGGCUGGAGGGACGCCACCGCAGAGUGUGGACGAUUUCACCGGUGUGAAGCUGAGGGAGAAUCCAGAACGGGCUGCUCUAUUGCGCUCCUGUCAAAAACGGCAGCUGGAAGUGGUCCUCCCUCAACUGUACUCAACCGAGGUCACAAAGUCAAGAAAGGAUGGCGACGGUGACUCGUCUGUGGAAAGGGACGGAUAUGCUUCUCCGCACAGGGGCGUGGUGGACACGCACGCCUCUCUGAAUGGCAAAGACAUGGACACAAGCGUGUCUCUGGAAAGGGAUAACGUUGUCGGCGUACUAGACACUUCUUCGCUGGAGGAUGUUGUAACGGCCGCAAUAAGGGCGUGCUCCUCCAAGCGCCAGCUCAGGGUCGUCCUACAACGUCUCGAGGUGUCUUCUCCAGCCAUCCAGACACUUUUAAACCCUGAUCCUGCUGCAAAGGCUAAGGCCAAGAUGACGAGUGUGUCUGUGGAGAAGGGACACGUUACGGUGAGGAAGCGGAAGCGAAGGGACAGUUUGUCUUCUCCAGAGAAGCUAUCGGAGAGCUCCGAAGACACAGAGAAUGUCAAGGCACAUCACCUUUCCCAGAAGACAAAUUGUGCAGGUUGGUCACCUGCUUCUCCUGGCCCCAGCGAGGAUAUAGUCCCCGAUUCUGAAGAUGAACACCCAAGUAACAAGCUGUGUUUUAAGCGCUAUUACCAGACCAAGCACAACACCCUGGUGCCAACGUUGGAGGAAUUCCUGUGAGCAGGUGUGAGCUGGAGGCUGCCCUGCUGUCUCCCACUGCAGGGCUGUGGCACUGACCACCGCUGCCCCAGGAAUUCAUUCUUCUGGAAGAACUUUGUGAAUCUUGUUACAAUUCUCAAGUAUUGCCUUGGAGGGAUUGUGGCUGAUGUGCAUUUUCAGUUGGUGCUUUCUGCUAAGUUAAGUUGAAUGUGGUCUGCCAUCAUCAUCUCCGACGACCUCUGGCAUGGGAAUUCUUUUUUCUUUUGGACGGACUUUAACCAUCUUCUUUUCAUUCAAGGACGUUCUCUUGGAGAGACUGGCCAGAGUGCAUCUUUAUUUUGGUGGUUACUGCUGAGUUAACUUCAAGUUAAGUUAAAGAGAAUGUCGCCUGCCAUAAUUUCUCCGGCAUUUACUGCUUCUGCCGUGGAAAUACUUACUUUUGGAAGGACAUUGACUGAACAGCUUCUUUUCAUUCACAAGCAUAAACUUUGAGAGAUUGUGGCUGAAGUGCAUUUUUGAUAGACAGUUUAGUUUACACCCAGGUUAGCAUCAAGCUAGUGUUACGUUUCAUCAUUUUUUGAAAAAUGACUUUCUGCAGUGGAAAUUUAUUUAGGAAAGACUUUGAUCAUAUAAUUUACAAAUAUUUUCCCCGGAUUGUGACUGGAGAGCAUUUUUGGCAGUUGAGUGUACUGCCAAAUUAACUUCAGAUUUAAGUCAAGAGUGUGGACAAUCUUUUUUUUUCUAUUUGAAGGAUUUUAUCCAAGCAAUGUAUAAGUAUUGAAUGGAUUGUGAGUGGAGUGUAUUUUUAAUUGGUGGAUUAGUUAACUGUCAAGUUAACUAGAAGUUAUACGAAGGACUGUGUUGCCUGCCAUCAUUUUCCUGAUUCCAUCAGAGCCACAGGGCUCUCUAUUGUACUAUUUAUAAUGAUUUAAUUUAAGCAGGUGGAAGUGACUGAGAUGUGGGUGUUCCUCGGCACUGUAAAUUGUACAUUUUUGUGGCUUAUAAUGCUUGCAUGAUUUUGUACAGCCUAUUUCAUCAUUGUUUUCACUUUGAAUGACUAAUUUUACGAGUUUGACUCUUUAUAUUUGAAUUGUAAUAUAUAAUCCAAUAAAGAAUUGUGUAUUCAUUACUUGCACAAUA
This is a messenger RNA of Engraulis encrasicolus (European anchovy), 3560 nucleotides long. RefSeq names its product TERF1 (TRF1)-interacting nuclear factor 2 (gene tinf2). Gene Ontology annotation, molecular function: telomeric repeat DNA binding. The transcript is spliced from 10 exons. Gene Ontology annotation, biological process: regulation of telomere maintenance via telomere lengthening; telomere capping. Bases 204 to 2441 code for a protein of 745 amino acids. The record is from RefSeq and is a predicted model, not a curated record. Gene Ontology annotation, cellular component: shelterin complex. NCBI's taxonomy places the organism in Eukaryota, Metazoa, Chordata, Actinopteri, Clupeiformes, Engraulidae.